Messenger RNA from Bemisia tabaci, 10056 nucleotides. RefSeq lists its product as uncharacterized. The record is from RefSeq and is a predicted model, not a curated record. Lineage: Eukaryota; Metazoa; Arthropoda; Insecta; Hemiptera; Aleyrodidae.
GACGUCCCGGCGCGCCUGUCCCGGGCAACCUGUUGCUUCCUCGGUGUCACGUGGUUUCUGACUGUUCCGACCCUUACGCACCGUGUUUUCGUUAUGGAUACGUUUUUCAGUUGUGUUCUAUUGACUUUUCUGUAAUUAGGACUCUUUCGCAUCCGGUUUUUCUAUCCUCCGUGCUCUAUAAGUACUGUGCUUCGUUUUGAAUGCGAUGUUAAGUUGUGUUUUACGGACUCUUCGACUACCUCGAUUUUCGUUCUUAUUUCUCUCUACCUCCCAUGUGUAUGGAAAAAACACUUCUGUUUCUUGAGUGCGGUUUUAACGGCGUUUUAAGGAUUUGACUUCUGUUUAUUUGUUUCUGACGUGCGAUUUUAACGGCGUUUUAAGGAUUUGACUUCUGUUUAUUUGUUUCCGACGUGCGAUUUUAACGGCGUUUUAAGUAUUUGACUUCUGUUUAUUUGUUUCCGACGUGCGAUUUUAGCGGUGUUUUACUGACUUUACUUCUAUUCAUUUUCAUGUGUGCUCAUUUAUUUAAAUUCUAAAAUGUGUUCUAAAUAGCGCCUACGGAUUUUACUUCUAUUGAUUUUUCAUGAGCAUUCCGUUUGUAACUCAAUCCAGACUAUUUUAAAAAGCGUUUGAGUGAUCUUCAAUUGCGCGCCCGAAGUCCAUGCGACCGCAAGCAUGUGCGCGAGUGCGUUAUUAGCGCCGGUUUUCGGAUUUUACUACUGUUGAUUUUUCUUGCGUGCUCUUUUUGUUAUUCUUUUAAGUCCAUAUUAAAAUGCGUUUAAGUGGUUUUUAACUGCGGAGUCCCGGAGUCCAUGUGACAAUCAACAUGCGUGCUAAAAAAAGUGGACGGAAGAUGCCCUCCUAUGAAAAAUGGCUACGGGCCCGAUUUGAUAAAUACUAUGAUAAAGCCUUCGUUAAAGCCUUUGACAAAAACACUACCGAUGAGGAGUGUAAAAGCGAAGCUAUAGAAGAGAGCCGUAAGUCUUGCGCGGUAGAAGAGAUCGUGGAAGUAGAGCCUAAAAAAAUGGAAGUGAAUGGCAAUUAUAUGGUCGCCGCACCCCCCCAAUCGGACGGCCCCCGUGCGCCAAGAACCCGUCGAAGUCGGAGCUACGGGGGUUGCGUUAUCGAACCCCCUCGGAUGGAGGGCGCUCUCGCGUUUUGUACUUUCUCGGACGAACCGGAGGACCAAGACGACGUCGUCAUCACGUGGGAAGACGGCGAAUUCACACGCGAGUGUGACGUGAAACCGGAAGAAGUUGACCCGUCAAGCGAGUGCGAAGCCAAAUCGGACGAUGCUGACUCGUUAAACGGAGAGCGUAACAAGUGCGACGAAGACGACGAUUUGUGCGAGAUCGUGGAAGUGAGGGGUAACGACGAUAUCGUGAAGGAAAAUCUGGAUGAGAGCGAGUGCGCCAGAGCGGUCGCGUCGAUCCUCGUGGAGCCCUCGGACGACGACGACGAACCGGGAACUUUGUACAUCUGCCUCUCGAGCGACGACGAGUGCCCCGCGGUCGAUGAAAACGCCAAGUACGCGCAGUUCUGCGAGGGGAUCAACGACACGUCUACACCCGCCGUUGAUGAGGAGCAACCUCAAGGAAACCGCGCACAAGCUCCCGAAAAUGAACCACCGCUAGUCCUUGAUGAUGCCAACAUUGUCAGUGGUACGCGUAACACCACCGGUGAACAGAACAAACUGUCCUGUCCUAAGCCGAAACGCCCAAGGGGGCGACCUUCUAAGCGUAGGUCUAAGGGACUUGCGGUUUCCACUGACGUAGAUGUCCCGAACACGAAAAGUGCUGAACUUCCUGUCCUUGACGAGGCUACUUUGGUCACUGUUCUCAGCGAUGGAGGCGACAAACCGUCUGAUCGGAAUCCAAGAAGUGCUACCUUAGUCACCGGUCUCAGCGAAGGAGGCGACAAACCGUCUGAUCAGAAUCCAACAAGUGAUAUGCCUAACAUCCAUGGCGAUCUGGAGAUAGUGGCAUCUUUUCAAAAGCCCAAAGUCAUAAAGAGGCGGCCGGGGCGACCACUUGGUAGUAAGAACAAGAAAAUUGCGGCUCCCGCUGUUCUAGGUGACGUAGGUGACCCGAGCGCGAUCAGUGCCAAAAUUUCCAGCCCCGAAGACUCGACCUUAGUUGCCGGUCGUAGCGGAGAAGGCAACCAACAGUCCGGCGUCGGAUCACCCGCGAAAAGUUCAUUGGACGCUAUCAUCGAGAUGGUGGCAGCCCAGAAGGAGGACAUAGUGAAAAAGAGGAGGCCUUACCGCCGGAAGAAGAGCGCAACUGACGAAUCAGCCACUAGGAGGCCUUACCGCCGGAAGAAGAGCGCAACUGACGAAUCAGCCACUUCGAACGUCGAAGGUCAACCGCUCCCAGCGACGUUCCUUAUAGCCAGAAGUAUCGUAAGGGAUUGGUACGUAGCAAGCGUCGACAAACCUCGGCCACAGACUUCCAGACCAGCGUCCAGCGUCGUGGAAAGUCCCGAAGUGCUUGUCGCCAACGAUAAGUCCACGCCAGGAGUUGUCGUCGCCCCGAAGCCUCGGAAACUUGCGCCGUCGGCAAGCGCUGGGAAAAGCGCAGGAUGUGGACCACCAACCCUCACUCGCCACCCAGAUCAGUUCACCAGCACUCUGUUUCAAAGUUACCAGGUGAUGAAUUCCUGGUCGCACGGUCCGAUCAGCUGCACCAAACAGCAGCAUUUAAGACGGUCACCUGCGCCGGUUGGAGUCAAGCCCGUGACAUCCGCGGCAAGUGCCAGCUCCGUAGCAGGGACAGCGGCCCCCGUCGCGGCCACAACCAACACUACGACGAGCCACAGGGAUAUUUUGGCCACGCCGCUCCUCAACAGAGCCCACUCGCCCAGGACCCAUAGCCCCGCCCGUGAGAGGGACAGCUAUAGUAGUAAUGUCAGUACAUUAAGUAGAGGAAGUGUGCCAACACCGGUGAGCAAUUCUUCCCCAUUUUCAACGCCUUCAAUUCCUCCAGUCUCGGCUCCAGCUUUACCUCCUGUAUCUUCUAGUCUAACUUUCAACAAAGCAUCUGUCUGGCCAGCGCCGGGUGGUGCAAGUAGUCCUGCUACAGCGGCUCGUCAGCAUCCUCAUUAUCCAUCGACAGCGCCCUUGUUUCCGCCAGUCACGACGGCACCUUCGUUGGCUCCUCCCCCAAGUGCAGCGCCUUCCCAGGCACCUAACCCAUUCUCUGCUGAAUCUCUUUUCCAAACAAAUCAAGCUGAUUUACUAAGGCGGGAGCUGGACAAUAGAUUUCUGGCUUGCCAAAGUGGCGGUGCUCCUCCAACGUUUCUGCGGACGGAAAUGCAUCACCAUCAACAUCAACAUACUCAUGUCCAUCAACAUACACCAUUGUUGCCUCCGCCCCCUCCGACCCACGCAACUCACCCGAGCCUGUUUCCACCCCCUCCUAUUUUCAAAGAUAUACCAAAACUUGGUGGCGUUGAUUCACCUUUCUACCGUCAAAAUCUAGGACUGAACAGUUAUCCAGGUUUUUCACCAGGACUCCUGCAUCCAACUCUUGGUGCAACACCAUUUGCGCCUCCAGCGCAUCUCCCUACAUUUACGCCAAAGCAAUUGACUGAUCCUACCAAACCUAAACCAGUGAAAACUGGCAAAUGGAAUGCAAUGCACGUUCGGAUAGCAUGGGAAAUCUACCACCACCAACAGAAGCAGUCAGCAGUAGAGCUGAAAGGCACCAAAACGGAAGGACUGCGACCCCCGAGUCACCUGUUCCCAAGGCCUCAGGAUUUCCCGCAUUUCCGACCGCCUUCUUUCGAAACGUCAGCGCACCCUGGUCACCCUGGAAGCCAUCCCUCUCACACCACGCAUCCUUCACAUACAGCACAUCCCUCUCACCCGUCGCAUCCAGCUCACCCUGCGCACCCCUCUCUGCCAUCUCAUCCUUCACACCCGGGACACCCUGCUCAUGCAACCCAUUCUACGCUUUCAUCUCACCCUUCACAUCCUUCGCAUCCCUCACAUCCUUCCCAUCCCUCCCAUCCCUCACACCCAGCUCAUCCCUCUCACCCUUCACAUCCCUCUCACCCUUCACAUCCCUCUCAUCCGUCACAUCCACAGAAUCAUCCUGCAGCGCAUCCAGCAACGUCGCCGUUCUCAACAAUCGGCAAGUCUAUAGGUGGUGUAAGUGGCAGCAUGUUCGGAAGGUAUCCUCCGUCACACACGUUUUCAUCUUUAACAGCCUUUCCUCCAUCUCCGCUUCAUGAUCCUUGGGCUAGGUUGCAAACUAGAGCAGUGCCUGGCGCUUACCCAGGCGGCACGCCACCGACACCAUGGACGAUCAAACCCGAUCCAGCGGAGCUCGAGCGAGAGCAGCGUGAGCGAAAGGAACGAGAGCAGAGCAAAGAGCGGGAACGGAUGAAACGAGAAGAGAAGCAGCGCCGGCUUUUAAUUCACCAACAGCAACAGCAGCAACAACAGCAGCAACACCAUGCGUCACCGUUGCACCACCACACGACUCCGUCACCGAAGAUGGUCAGAGACCGGAGUCCGCUCAGGGAAUCAAUGCCUGUCGUAGUGCCCAAAGAAGAAGAGGUCGUUCUGCUCGGCAGACCGCCUCCACACUUCCUACCGCCACGACAAACUCCACGUACGCUUCCUUCACAUUUCACACCGUGGGAAAACCCCUACAGGUAUGAUCCAAUGAGAUUCACCCCACUAAUGGCUGCAUAUCGAGCUGAUGAAGAGUCGAAACUCUAUGGUGCUUACCCUCCUGCUCCUCAUUUGAGGAAGGACCCUUCGCCGACUCUCCGACCUCUACCUCCGAACACGGACCACCUGAAGAAAGAAGACACCUCGCAAUCACGAUGAUAGACUUAGCCAAGACUCCAUAGGUAGAUUCCUUUCUUCAACGGUGAAGAAGAGACUGCAGCCAAACUGAUGAAUCCAUGUGUUCUUGUUAUUAUUUAUUUUUGUACUCUGAAUCAAUUUUGCAGUCAAAUUAGUUUGUUUUCCUGUGAUGUGUUUACGAAUGUGCGACCCACAUUAAUACUUAGAUUAUCUGAUAAACUUGCGUUUGAUGUGUCGAGUGCAAUCAAAUGUGCUGUACUCUUUUUGUCGCUCCAUUUACCAAUAAUCGAAGCAGAAUAAUUUUUUGCUAAUUUUAUUUAAAUAGUCUUUCUACUUAUCGGUUUUAUUUUUUUUAAAUCUGAUUCAUCGAAUAUAAAAAUCGAUUCAAAGGCUUAAAAUGUAGACGAUGUGACGGAUUCAUGGAUGACAUGCAACCAGUCAUUGAGAAGGUUAACAAUUUAAUAACCUCCUUUUUAUUUAUUAUUAUCAAUAAAAUGAAACAUCCUGAAUCUUCAGUAUGUACUUAGUUCCAUCCAUUAUUAAGAUUUUAAUGUGUAUUUUUUAUAAUACAUAUCAGUUGCUUGUGCAAUUAUGACAGAGCGUCUACAUUUCAAAUUUAGCAUCACAAAAACACAGCUUUGUAAUUGACAGAGAAAACUGCCACUUUUCAGAAAUAUCUGAUGUAUUUUUGUGUUUGUUUAUAGCAUCCAUUUUCAAAUCUAACAGCAUUAUAUUCUUUCCAUAUCUUGAUAGUAUUUUAAACGUUUGAAGAAAGCAUGUAAUUCUUUGUUAGUUUUCAAAACGCAGAUGAUAAUAUCCGAUCUGUGCUCAUGAUGUCAUUGGGUACUCAGAUAGUAAAAUUUCAGGCUCUUUUUUUUUUCAAAGCGAUUCUCGAUCAGUAGCAAUUAUUGCAAAAACCUCUUUUUAAUUUAUCAUCUUCAGCUUCAGCUAAUGAUUCUUUAGACCAGAUCACUUUAGAUAUUUAUCACAUGUAGGAAGCAUUUUCAAAUUGUUUUUAAAUUAAACUAUUGGAAAAUUAAUAUGAGAAGUUUUGUCAAUUUGUCAGACGAUGUCUCUCAAAACUUUUUAUUUUUUUAUUUAUUUCUUUAAGUAUUAUCUAUUUGUAUGACCAAUUGCUGUCUCUGCAAAUUAAGUUCGUUAUGUUGAAAGAAACCGUUGAUUUCUAUUCGUUUUUCCUCUAAUGAUUUUUGUCUCUCCUUAUCCAGAUUUAUGUAGUAUUUUUUAUUUUGCCCUGAAGUCUAGAUACUUUUUGCUAGAAAUAUUUGACAAAAACUUGAUACAAAUUUGAGAAAAAGUGCAAGCCUUCCUUGAUAACGUUAAUUGGCAUUGUUUCUUUUGACAGAAAGUCAUGAUUUUCACGCAUCAAAAUUUAUGCAUCUUCCUUUGUAAAACUGUCUAUCCAAACUUUCAUGUACCUCUGAAAAUAUAUAGAAAGAAAAAUUGUCGAAACGGGUUUUAGGUGUAUUUUUUAGUGUUUUCCCAAUUUUCGUUUCAAUCUCUCUCUUUGUUGCGAACAAUUCUUUCUCUUCCUAAGCCUUGCCCAUUGCUGAAUGUUUCAGGUUUCUUUUCUCUUUAUUCUCUUUUAUUUUAGUCCAGCCUGGGGCAGCUGGAUCCUCUGUUCUUCUAUGAUUUUGUUUUAUUUUGCAAAGUUUUCGUUACAAGAUUUAGACUUUAUCUGUACAUAAUAUAAUGAUGAUCUAACACAAUCUGUGAUUUAGGAAGGUAAAUAUGUAUAAAAAAUUAAUUUGUGUAAAUUUUUCAAGUGAUGAUUAGGUAGUGUUUACACAAUAAACCAAUCAACAGUCUAAAUCGUGCGUAGAUCACAAAUUUAACAUGUCUUUCCUUUCAUUAGCGCUGUGGUGAUCAGCGAAUCGUCCCCGAUAGGACAUUUUUUAGGUCUGAUUCGUUUGAAAUCUAGUCAGAUUAUGUAACUUGUGCUUGUAGAUAUUUUAAUUUCUAAAAGAAUUUUGAACGAAUUCUUUCGUUUCCUGAAUUUAUGACUAAUUCAAUUGUUUUUGUUAUUCUGUAGGAUUUUUUAAAAGUGAUUUUUGCCCGUUCAAGUCUGCACUCUGGGCAGAUUGAUGGCUAAUGCAUUAAUUUUUUUAUUUUGUGCAAAGGUCGUCGAUAUCGUUGUGAGAAAUUCACUGUCAAAUCAUGAUCUGAUCAUCAUCGACUUUGAUAGAACCUAUUUUUGAUGGUUGUGCCUCUAAGGCUUUACGUUUUUCGGUUGAUGAAGACUGCAGAUGAUGUUUCCUAGUUCAUUUAAACUUUCAUAAUUACGUACAGUAAUAAUAAUACUAAAUUAAUUUCUAUCAAGAGUUAAAAUAAAUUUUCUAUCGAAACGAAGUUUGUUGUCUAGAUUAUCUAUUAACAGAGUUACUAAUCAAAAAGUUACUUGAGAAAGGAGAAUGGUCCAAUUAGCAUGAACUUACUGCUUGGAACUUCUUUUUACUAUUUCAGAAUAAAUGGAUUCUUCCUCCUCUUCACUGUUCGAAUCGACCAAUUUUAUACCUCUAUAUUACAUUAAUAGCCAAAUCAGCAUGCGGCUGAUUGAUAUUUUCGGUCUUUGCCUCAGUAUAAAAAAAAUUAUACUAUCUUGAUGCAUAAUAAACUUUUUUUUUAUCAUAAUUCAUAAAUAACUUUCUUUUUAAUACAUCAAAUGCAUCUUAUCUUUUGAUGUAUCUGGCCCAGAUAUGAUGCUUUUACUAACAGCACUGUGAUGUCAAUUGCUUCUCUGUGAAGACUGAAGUAUUUUUUUUUUAUCAUCUAUGAAACUAAAAACCAACUAGUAAUUGUUUAGCCUUAUAUUCAUUCUUUUUUAAGAAUGAGGUAUUUAUUUAACACCCAAUGUACCGAUAAAAUCGAUAGGUUUUGCAUUUUAUGCGGCUGGAAUUUCAAAGGUGAAGAAUGGAAACUUGUUUUUAACUUAUCUGCUUUUAAGCAUCUAUUUUAUGAAAUUUUUACCCCCGCAUCUUGAUGUGGAAACUAGAUUGGUUGUUCUAAUGGAGGUUUUAAAACCAACUUUUACUCAAGUUGAAUUUUUUUUUUUUUUUUUUUUUUUUUUUUUUUUUUUUUAUUAUGAUAACUUAAUUUUUCUUUGAAUAUCUUUUUCAUCUUGGGAACACCAAAAAAUUCCGAAACCUUUAAAAUGCACCUGCCAUAGCUACGUUCUCCAUUUUUGUCCAUCCGUCGUGUUUUAUCAAUUUAGACGCAUUCAAGUAUUAUGUGACUUGUUGGAAGUGGUUGAUAGAGCCUGGAUUAUUUUGAGGGAAUAAAGUUGGGCCACUUUCUAGAAAUGUAUUAGUUAAAAUAGAAGAGGAGAGGGGUCUAUUUUGCAUGCAUUACUUAAAUUCGAAUCUGCUAACCAGAAAGAGGCCCGACAUUGGUUGAGAAGUAUAGAAAGUGCAUGGCGCAACACUUGAAGGACCCCUCUAAGUGCAAUUCAUGGAACUUAUCCUACCUUGGUCGAGUAAAUCGUCUAAGACCUCGAAUCUCUAGUUUUCAUGAAAUGCCGUCAGUUCUGAUUUUUAUUUGAAUUUUGGAAAUUCUGUUUUUACAUGCUGCAUUGUGGUUGAAUUGGACUACAUUGAGUAAAUUGUGUCUGUGCUCUUUUGCCAUUUUACAGCAUCUUCUAAUUUUAGAUUCCUGUUUUCCGCUUUUUUUUUUUUUUUUUUUUAAUUACUGUAAUGAAGAUUGAAUCAAAUGUGAAAUUUCAAGUCUCUAUCUCAAUUUUUUCAAAAGAUACAAAGGUGGUGCCUGAGCCUAGUGAUACAGGACUUUUUGAUUACCCUAUUGAGUGAUCUGAAAAUAAUCAAAGUUAACUGGAAAUUCCCAUAAGUCAAUCUUUCCUUAAAGACUCAUACCAGAUCUGAUCAUGCAUUUUUACCGUAAAUGCUCUGUUUUCAUUUUUUCGUUUUGUAUUACAAAUCAAGAUAAAAUUGUGGGCCAUUUUAAAAAAGGGCAUAAAUGCAUUUGACGUUGUAAAGAUGUACUUCUUACGAUAAGUUUUUUUUGUCAAUCUCAAAUAUUUAUCUCUACAUGACCACUCUUUAAAAUUUUUUCAUCUUAUGAAGUCAUUCUCCUAAACAAAUUUUUAUCAAAAUAGAAGAGUGGUAAAGAAACACAAUUUUUUACAACACCAAAUCUACAUGUGCUCCUUUUCCCGGAUGGUCCUUCAAUUGAGCGAAAAUUUAGACAAAAUUAUGAUUUAGAUGAAGUAGUUGGUCUCUAUUUAUUUACAAAAGAAGAAGCAAAGCAAGUAAUGAGAGUAUUUUCAAUUUUCGUGUUUCCUAUUAUUUCUCGUUCAACUCAACAGCCUUGCGUUUAAUAAUAAAAGAAUUGCAGUCAUCAUAAAACUCACUAAUAGUAUAUCUGAUGUUAUAUACUUUCAAAUCACAGAGGUGUUCAAGUAAUCAGUCGGAAUUUUGUUUUCCCUUCGAGAGAAGUAGAAAAAAACCUUAAGACUGGGCUAUGCCAAAGUGGUGUUAUAAAUUAAUGAGGUUUCCAAAGGCCAGUCAAAGUUGAAAGUUAAUAUUUGCCUCGGCUAGAAGGCAUUUUAUCGGUUUCAGUACUUGGAAAAAAUUAUGAUGAAAAAAAAAAGAAAAAUUAUUUAUUAAAGUCAUCUUCUUUUAUUCAUAAAAAAUUAUGCAGCUUUUUCUGAGUGAUAAAUUGAAAUUUAGCGAUGGUUAAUCGUUUUGAAUUCAAGAUGACUUUAAAUUCGAGCUUGAAAUUGAUGCCCUGUAAAAAAUAUUCUAGAAAAUUUCGAUCGCAAUUUAAAGUUAAAACAAUCAGUCGUGUAUCAAAAGUUCCAAAAAUUCUACAACUUUUUGACUAGAAAGGUAAAAAAUGUUCACGCAGCUUAUAAAACUAAUUUAUGAAGUCCUGCAUAGACUUAUUUUAGCCAUCAGUAACUUUCCUUCAACAUAUGUUUUCAUGUACAGAACCAGAGUUUUGUACGUUGUAUCUUGAAUUGUUGUUUUUUUGUAGAUAUGUAAGUAUAUUUUAUAAUGAAUAAAAACCAGUGUAUAUUGUACGGUUUUAAGUAUGAUUAUAAAUAUUUAACAAUUUGUAGAGCUAAUUAAGGAAAUUUCCCUCAUUGAACGUGAAACGUUUGUAUAGAUAGAUCAACCCUGUUUUGUAAAUUUUAACAAAUUUCUGUACAUAUUUCUCCCUUUCUUUGUAAGAAAUAGGAAUAAAAUGAAUUUACUUUGAUUGUAGCA